Molecule: messenger RNA, 1532 nt
Organism: Dendronephthya gigantea
Lineage: Eukaryota; Metazoa; Cnidaria; Anthozoa; Malacalcyonacea; Nephtheidae
Product: isoaspartyl peptidase/L-asparaginase-like
Exons: 7
Coding region: 46-1386 (446 amino acids)
Molecular function (GO): asparaginase activity
Source: RefSeq, a predicted model, not a curated record
UUGGUUUGUUCGGCAGCAAUUAUAAAGGCGGUUAAGGAACGUAAUAUGGCAGAUAGCAUAAAGAUUACUAUUGAGAUUCCCAGGGCAGUUGUUAGAGACGUAAUAGUGGGAGCAGUGGGAAUCGGUGCAAUAUAUGCUGGAUAUCGCAUAUUUAGAGGAAGUAUUGAUGCCGCUGUUACUAAAGCCUUCGGUGGCGAAAGAUCAGAUCAAAAAGUCGAGGAUAUUAAACCUGGAUCUUUGCAUGUUUGUCUGCGUUGUUUCACCGACGAAAGAUUUCUCGAAGUUUUAGAAGAAUAUAAAUCUGGAAAAAUAAAGGAACGUUUGGAGAAGGAACUUUCGGACAUUGGAAUUGAAACGGAGGGAUUGGUGGUGGUUGGCAUCGAGAAUAUCAAAGAAGUUGAAAAAAAGGCAGCAGCUUUGAAGAUUAGUGCAAUGACUACCCCACAGAUUAUUGUUCAGGGGGGCGCGUACUGGCAAAAACCCAGGGAUACCAGUCUUGAGAUUUCAGAUGAUGAGUAUAAAAAUAUACUCAAAGAAUCUGCAAAGACAGGGUAUGCUAUUUUAAUGCGCGACGGGGGAACAGCAGUUGAUGCCGUAGAAGCAGCAGUCCGUGUUUUGGAGGACAGCGAACAUUUUGAUGCUGGUUACGGAUCAUUAUUGAACAACGACGGUGAAGUUGAAUGCGACGCUAUGAUCAUGGAUGGAAACACGUUGGAUAAUGGAGCAGUGAUAACUGGACGAAAUUUCCGUAAUCCUGUUUCACUUGCCAAGAAGAUCAUGAAUGAAACAGUUCACUGCGCCUUGAGUGGCGAAGGUGCUUUGCAGUUUGCUCAAAGAGAAGAAUUUCCCAUUUCCGAACAGGAAGAACUAAUCAGCCCAGGAGUGAAAAAAUUGCAAAUUCGAUAUCCAGAUUUUGUAAAAUAUGAACGUAAUCGCUUCAAAGGAAUUCCAACACCAGCGAGUGACACAGUAUCAGCUGUUGCAAGGGAUGCCAAUGGUUAUUUAGCUUGCGCGACGUCAACAGGUGGGGUAGCAGGACGUAUGAAAGGUCGUGUUAGUGAUGCAUCAUUGGUGGGUUGUGGGGGUUACGCAAAUGAACACGGAGCAGCAACCACAUCUGGACUAGGAGAAUCUAUAAUGAAAAUGACCCUAGCAAGAGAGGUCGUUUACCAGAUGGAGGGUGGACGGAAUGCUCAGGAAUCUGCGGUAAUGGCUUUGGACAGGAUGAGAGAAAGAUUAGGUGACGUAGCUGGUGUUACUGCGAUUGACAAUCAGGGAAAUUUUGGAAGGGCUUUUACUACCGAAAUGAUGGUUUGGGCAAGCAUCAAGGACGAUAAAAUUCAAUUCGGCUUGAAACCAAACGAAGUCGAAGAAGAGAAAUUAUAAAAGAAAUCAUAUUUUUACAAACAGUUUCAGCGUGAACUUUCGAUAGGAGAGCAAAUAAUCAAUGUUCACGUUUAUAGGUUACACAUACUUAGACGAAAAGAUUCAUGAAGCAAUCUUUAUACCUUAACUAUAGGAUUGAAAACCAA